AUGGCUAAACUAAAGACAAGCUGUCGGAUCAUCAUCUACUCGACCACGCUGGUGCUACUAGUGUUCCUGCAGCAGGUUUACACCUUCUGCCCAUCGAUAUGUACGUGCGAGGGUGAUCCGAACGUGCGCACCUGGUGCAUCGGGGCCGGGCUGGAUGUGGUACCGAUCCAGCUCAAUCCGGACGUGCGCUACAUCAACCUCACCGCGAACCGGAUCACCAACGUGCACUUCACGCUCACCUUCUACUACAAGCUGGAGGUGCUCGAUCUCGCCGGCAACCGCAUCGAGGCGCUCGGUUCGCGCAACUUCGACACACAGCAAGCCCUCCGGACGCUCAAUCUCAGCGAUAACGCAAUCGCCACCAUCCCGAAGGACGCCUUCCGUGGGCUGCAGCGGCUUCAAACGCUGAAGCUGUGCGGGAACCGUAUCGAAACGAUACACCCGGCUGCCUUCCACGAUUUGCGCAAUCUCAUUGAGCUUGACCUUGCGGGCAACGCGAUCACCAGCCUGGAGCCGGGCACGCUGCGACAUCUCUACUCGCUCGAGGUACUCUCGUUCCAAAACAACCAGCUGCUGGAGAUACCGUACGAGCGCAAUCUCGAGCAUCUCGGCCAACGGUUGCAGCUACUCGAUUUGUCCGUCAAUCUGCUGGAAUACAUCGCAAACGAUAGCUUUGUAGCGUUGCGGGAGCUACGUACGCUCAAACUUGGCGGCAACAUUCUGACCGAGCUGGAUUACGGCGCCUUCCAUGGGCUUAGCGGACUCAGGGCGCUCGACAUCGUUGACAAUAAUCUUACAGUUGUGCCAACACUGCAAUUAUCAAAAUUGUGUAAUUUAACAUAUUUAUCGCUGAGCGGCAACUACUUCGAAAGUCUACCGGCGGUGGCGUUUCUGAACCUGUUCCAGCUGCAGCAGCUUCACCUCAACCGGCUGGAUCGGCUGCAGCGCAUCGAUGCGAGGACGUUCGUGGACAAUGCGAACCUGCGGAUUCUCACCCUGGACGAUAAUCCAUCAUUUGCGAGCUUACCGCUGCGACUGUUUCACAGCAAUCCGAAUCUGGUUGAGGUUUCGAUGCGGCGCAACGCGCUAAUCCGUCUCGAUGCCGUACACUUUCCGCUCGACCGGUUGCAUCGGCUCGAGCUGGGCGGCAAUCCGCUCGUGUGCAAUUGCUCGCUCCUGUGGCUGUGGCGGCUCACGACCGGAUACGGACUGCACGAGGCCGACUUUCGGUUGAUUGUGCCGGCAGCGGCGGCCGCUGCUGCCCUCAUUACUGCCGCACAGCCGACCGCCGUACAGCAGGAGGAGGAGACGCUACUGGCCCGUACGCAUCAUGACGGUCCGCUGUACGUCGAUCGAGACGAGAUCGGGUGCGAUCGGUAUGAGGACGGUCGCAGAACGCGACACCUGCUGCGCGCCAUGACGGAGAGUGACAUCGACUGUCCGACGCAUCUUGUGACCGUCAUCAGUGCGGUGCUCAGCAUACUGCUAGUGCUCGCGACCGGUGCGAGUGUGCUGUACGUGCUGCGGUUAUCUAGACGACGCAAGCAGCUGCUUGCCGAUGACGAUGAUCCACGGCGCCGGUCCGGUGUUACGGAGCUGAUCGUGCCCCAUCCGCAGAAGGUGGACAAGCUCGAGCUGGAGCGUUACCUAGCGCAGCAGCAAUCGCUGGUACAUGAGUAUCGGACGUUACGGGCACCCUGGGAGUUACCACUGCCGGUCAAGGAGGACCUCAAGUAUGGUAGCGUCGCGGCAACUGGCCGAGAUCUGAGCACUGGCAAUGGGCAAGCACCUACCGAUCAUUACGAAUCGCUCGACUACUACCAGCAUCAACAUCAACACCAGCAGCAGCAGCAGCAACACCAACAACAAAAGCGAACUCUCUCCCGUCCACACAUCGUUUUCGUAUGACUCUAGACCGGCCGACGUCACCGGGGCUACUGCACUGGACGACGAAGUACCAGCAGCGUAACGCCCCUGCUGGAGUUCGAAAGUGCCGUCUGAAGUUCCCCAGCCGAUCGAAAAUCCGGAAAUACAUGGUAAGUCUAAUCGCGACGUGAAGCAACCCUCAAACCGAGCAUUGGUACGCCGAUCUUCACACGAGAUAUACAUCAUCAUUAUCAGCAUCAUCAUCAGCAAAACAAAAAGCGUAACAGGGCGGAACAGAAUCGAACAUUCAGCUAGCGCGGAACUCACCUUUUAGCGGACGCAACCAAAGAUAUACGUACAAGUGGAUUAUGCUUUUUGGCAGACAAGAUAGCAACAAAAAAAGAAUUGAAAUAAAAUAACGCUUAAGGAAGCUGCUGUUCAGGGUUCAUGAGCCCGAGAAACGAUGGAUUGCAUUCUGAUGCAAGAAGAAGACAAAGAAGCGUUAGAGAGAGAAAAAAAAUAGGAAACCAAAAAAAGGAUAAUCUUCCACGGCGAGACACAACCGAAAUUGCACAUAGACGUACAGGUUUAGAUGAAAAUAAAAAUAUGAAUGAACGCCUUCUCCUUCCGGGGGUGGAUCGGAACGGAACGGUCGGACAGAAAUGAACAAAUGAAGAUUGAAGUGCGGUGACAGGUGACGUCAGAAAACGAUGAUGGCCGGUGAUGAGAACAGUAAUGGUAAUGGUGUGGCAGUAUGCAAGCAACAACCCGCCAUCCAAAAAAAAACAAACCAGGCGUUAGCGCUUAACGCAGCGUAGGCUAUGCAGCAGAAGGAAAACAAAACAAAAAAUGUAUAAAUUUAAUGUAGCGAUGAUACAAUGGCGGCAAGCUGCACAGCAGAAGUGUUUGCAAGCGAAGCAAAAACAGAAACAUUAUAUUAAUGAUUACAGCUAAAAUGGAAGAGGAACAACAGGAAGACGGGCAAUGGAACUUUUUUGAUGAAAAUAUGAUCAUUUUUCGUACCCGUAAGGAAGACGAUUUUGAUAAGAAAAAAGUAUUCCUCCGCAAAACAACCUCUUUAGGAAUGAAAAAAAGCGGUUUAUAUGUAGUAGUGGAUUAUGUUUUCGGGUUCAAAAGAAACACAUUUAUUGUUUUGUUUCUCUUUUCCUUUCCUAAAACCAUUACACUUUGUGAAUAGCGUGAUAAGCGAUGAGACGAAAAUUUAAAUAUCAACGCUUCGAUGUAAACAUACACACACUUGCUGGUACGUGAUACGCUGGGUGAAACGUGAAUAAGAUAAAAAUAGUAUAAGAAUGUAAAAUAUAUCUACUUAGAAAUGGAGGAACAGAAAACAAUUUAUUUUACUACCUAAUUGCAAUCCUGCAAUCACCCAUUAACACGAUGUUUUGUGCAAACGCAAUUGUUUUACACGGAGUGAUACAUACAACCACACCACAUGUAAGAAAAAUGUAUGAAGGGAUAGAAAGCGGAAAAACACACAAGCAAGCACCCACAAACCACACAAAAACACACAAAUGAAGUGUAGAAUAGUAUGGAAAAGACGCGCUAACGAGUAUCGUGAGAAUUGACAAAAAGCAAUAAACGUUUUACAAACCAAAAAAUAAAACGCUAGUACGGUGAAGAAAGUUUAACAGAACAAAACAAAAAAGGGAGGCAAAUAAGAGAAAAAAAACCUAACAAAACAUGUGAAUCUAAAAAAUAGAGCUAUAGAAUGACAGAUGUGUUACGUAGCAUAGAAAGAAAAACAAAAAACAAACGAAGUGAACAGAAAAACAAGAGAAAAAAAACAAAACAACAACACAACCUAUAUAAAAAGCUGAAACUA
This is a messenger RNA of Anopheles moucheti, 3712 nucleotides long. Its product is annotated as leucine-rich repeat neuronal protein 3-like. Gene Ontology annotation, molecular function: protein binding. The record is from RefSeq and is a predicted model, not a curated record. Gene Ontology annotation, cellular component: extracellular matrix. The coding region runs from base 1 to 1908 and encodes 635 amino acids. NCBI's taxonomy places the organism in Eukaryota, Metazoa, Arthropoda, Insecta, Diptera, Culicidae. The transcript is spliced from 4 exons.